Molecule: messenger RNA, 5173 nt
Organism: Hemibagrus wyckioides
Lineage: Eukaryota; Metazoa; Chordata; Actinopteri; Siluriformes; Bagridae
Gene: gltpd2b
Product: glycolipid transfer protein domain containing 2b
Exons: 4
Coding region: 1696-2562 (288 amino acids)
Biological process (GO): ceramide transport; intermembrane lipid transfer
Cellular component (GO): cytoplasm; membrane; cytosol
Molecular function (GO): ceramide 1-phosphate binding; ceramide 1-phosphate transfer activity
Source: RefSeq, a predicted model, not a curated record
UUAAAGAAAAAUGAUUUGGAGGUUCGAUUCUUGAUUACCUAAUACUUUAGGGGUUUCCUCUGGGUAUUCAGGUUUUCUCCCCCAGUCGAAAUGACAUGUACUGUAGGUUCCAUAUCUAAAAUGUCUGUGGUGUGAGUGUGUGUACGACAGAUUGGCAGCCUGUCCAGCGUGUCCAGGGAGUCCUCUAAGAGCCUACUCCUGGUAUAGGUUCCAGGUUCCCAGGAUGGACGAAUCCUGAAGUGUGUUGUUCCUCUCACAACACUGCUAAGAUUUCUUAUUUAUUAUAGAACAUGUCCUAUUUUUAACUUUUUUUCGUCUAAUGUUGUUCAAGAAAAAUAAGUUAGAGCCAAACAAAAACAGCUGAGAAAUAUAGGACCAGGAAAUCUUAGAUCUGAUACUGUUCAGACAUUCAGAAGGUUCAGAUGUAAUUUAUCAGUAUGCUUCAUUCCAUAAGUAGUGCAAUGGUCUGAGUAUAAUUGGGACAUUCACCUAGAUUGCAGAGUUGACUUUCUACCAGUCAGUGUGAAAAAUAUUGCAAAACGUUUUAUUGAACUUCAAAUCAACCUACAUGAAUGGGGAAUAGUCAAAGAGCCGGACAUGGAGUUUACGGUUACUCUACCGUAGGGUCUCGGUUUCCACUAGUAUUUAUAGAGCAGUAUAGAUGGAGAUGUCAGGAAUUCAUCUAGUGCUCCAGUUAGAUCUAAUGACACUUGGGUAGAGUAGCCAAGGAAACAACAGCUGUGUCUGUCGGCUUGCACAGUGUACUGAUGGAACGUAGUAACAGAAACAUGACGCUUACGGGUACGCAUUUGGAUGUUUUUGCUUCUCCGGUUUCCUCCCCCCGCCUGAAAACAUCCUAUCCUUAUCCAAGACCUGUUAGAAUCAACAGCAUUGUGGUAUAAAAUAAUGGAAUCUGGUAUAAAGUCUAGAACAAGGCUCUGAAUUUUGCUAUUGCAUUCAUUUAUUGAUUUUUCAUUUACCAGAUACAAUCCAAACAUCAGGCUGAGUUGUCGAAGAUUAAGGUCCAAAGGUGGCUUCCUGGCAGUACAAGUACAUGUAGAAUAUAUGUAAACUAAAUAGAAAAAUUUACAAGAAAAAUAAACACAGCUUCUUACUGAAUUUCCUACUACAGAAACAUUCCAGCUAUUAUUAAAAAAUGCUUUUUGUUCUGCCUUUAUUGUCCAUUUGUUGUUUGAUUCCAAGGGGCAUGUUGACCCCCAUUCCCUGCCCUCUUGGGCCACCGGGUUCUGCUAUUCGUGACAUGUCAGGAGAAUAUGACGUGACAAAAUUCUUAUCGGUGAGAUCUCCUCGAGGCGAUGCAGACUAAUAGCGUUUGUAAUCAUGUGCACUAAACAGGGUUGCUAUAGGACAUUGCCUUAUAAGCAGCAAUUGGUUACACAUAACUAAUCUAUGGACCCACAGACUGAGCAACCUGACAUGAGUGUGAGAGAGAGUCCAUAAAUCAGCUGUCCACUGUGAGGAGAAGUAGAAAGAGCAGAACCAGGCAUCUAUACCAGCAAAUAGUACAAUUUUGUUUCAUCUUUAUAGGCUUUACUAAUUUCCAACCACAAAGUACAAGAAGACCAGAUGAAAGUAGAAAAAAAAUCUAAAAAGAGAUCUCGGAGAUGGACCAGCCGGUGAGCAUGUGUAUAUGGAAGAAAAUAUUGUAAAGGAGACGGAAAACAGCAGGGCACUAUGGGAGUGAGAGGAAGAGCCACUUUGGCUGUCAUCGUCAUCAUCAUCUCUCUUUUCUCUCUAUGGCUCUAUGGUGGUUUAGAUCAUUACUGGGAAAACUGCCGAAAGGAUUCCAUUACAGAAGAACAUUCUACCAGUUUGUACGGGAGUAACACCUGGUCAGAAGACAACCCGCCUCCACUGGAGGUAUGUCCGGGACAGAAAUUCCAGUUUGCUUACUUGCUGAUGCAUCUGCAGGCUGCACCAGUGUCAACCAAUGAUGUUUUGCUAAAGCCAUACCUAGCCAGCUGGGAUGAGCUCAUCAAGUUCAUGGAGACCUUGGGACCUAUGGUGGGUAUAAUCUCCCAGGAAAUUGAGACAAAGACCUCCAUUAUCCGCAAGCUUGCCAAAAAAGAGGAGGAGGAGAAUAAUCCGCAAGGAAGAAAUGCUUCAGCCUCACAUGGUGCAUAUGUUUCAGUGCGCUCCAUGAUCGUAGCAGAGCUGGAGCGGGGUUUCGUGAACUUUGAUCGGUUGACGGAAUCAGGUUGCAGGACUCUUUUGCGCCUCCAUCGUGCUCUCCUCUGGUUGCAGCUCUUUCUACACAGCCUGGCUGACAAAAAGAAGGAAAUGAUGGAGCACAGUCCAUCUGAGCUCUGUCGAGAGGCUUAUCGACUCACGCUGGCUCAGCACCACUCCUGGUGGGUGAAGAAGGCGGCGGAGCUAGCUUUCGUAGCAAUGCCUGAGAGACGGUUCUUCUACAAACUGAUGUGUGUGAGAACGCAGGCAGAGGCAUCAGCGUUGUUGAACAGAGUGGUCAAAGCCAUCCAGAUAGUCUAUGACAGGACUCAAGUGGCACUGGUGGAAUAUGAUAUGCUAGCACUACCCUAAAGACAUGGAGUUUGGACAUAUAUCAACAAUAUAACAAGGUGUCCAGGAACUGCAUGCAAUGUUGGUAAAUACCAUACAAAAGCACAGCAGUUUAGUGAUGCCAUGAUGAUAUAAUGUCACAGCAUGCUAGCAACGUUCCAUGAGGACACACAGCAUGCUAGCAGUAGCAUAAGGAUGCACAGCAAGCUAACAGUACCAUAAGGACACACAGCAGGUUAGAAAUACCAUGAGGACAAACAGUAUGGUAGCAACACCAUAAGGGCACAAGGCAUGCUAGCCAUGCAUGCCACAAGGAGCCAUAAGUGUGGUAUCCUUAUGGUGUUGCUAGCAUCCUGUUAGUCCGUAUGGUAUAGUCAGCAUGCUGUGAUGCUAGUGAUAACGUAUGGAUGUACAGUUUGCUAGCAAUACCAUAAGCAUGCCCAGCAUGCUAAUUAUACUCUAAGGACUCUCAUACAGGCUAGCAAUUCCAAAUGAAUGCACUUUGUCACAAAUGUCCUACAUUAAGUCAGUGUUUAGUAAAUAUUUGACAGGCCCUUUUUGAAAAGUCAUGUUUUUUAGCAGGUCUGGUGCUCUUUCUUUCAUUAGGUCAUGGGUUUUUUUUUUUUAUCAUAUCAGGGUUUACAACAUACUGAUACCUAAAGACAGUUUGGACUCUGGCCUGAGUGAUUUCACAGACAGCACACACUGAAACGCAUAGAUAAACACAAUCAUCAAUCACUAGUACUGUUAACAACUUGGUGCUAAGCCUUUUACAUUUACAUUUCUGGCAUUUGGCAGACGCUCUUAUCCAGAGCAAUGUACAAGAGUGCUUUGAAGUCUCUAUCAAUUAAUACAUUAACACUGGUUCAAUAGGUCACAGACUUAGGAUUCCAUCAGCCUAAAGGGGAGGUUGGCAGGUUUUUUUUUUUUAUUUAACAUACAACAAUACAUAAAGCAAACAGAGAAAGUAAGAGCUAGUUUUAGUGUUUCAGGAAGAGGUAGGUCUUCAUCCGGCGUGGUCAGUGACUUGGCCGUACGGACAUCUACGGGAAGUUCAUUCCACCACCUCGGUGCCAGAACAGAGAAGAGUCUUUAUGUAUGCCAAACUCUUACCCUGAGAGAUGGUGGGACCAGUUGAACAGUGCUAGUAGAUCAGAGGGAGCAAGCUGCAGUGUGAGGAGUAAUAAAAAGCUUUGAGAUAAGAGGGUGCUGGUCCAUUCUUGGCUUUGUAAGCAAACAUCUAUGAAAGCAUGGUUUGCCAAGUUUGGAGUGGAAGAUCUUGAGUGUCCUGCAAAAAAGCCCUUACCUCAACCCCACUGAACACCUUUGGGAUGAACUGGAACACAAACUGUACCUCAGACCUCCUCACCUGACAUUAGUGCCUGAUGAACUUAAUGUGCACAAAUCCCAACCAAAUCUGGUGGAAAGCCUUUCCCAGAAGACUGGAGGAUAUUAUAACAGUAAAGAGGGUCUAAAUCUUGAAUGGGAUGUUCAACAAGCACAUAUAGCUGUGAUGGUCAGGUGUCCACAUAUUACUUUCAUAUGGUGUAUUUAUGACCUUAAGGUGUAUUCUUGAACUUGGUUUCAAAACUAUUUGGAUGAUUUCUUUCACUCUUUGAGGACACCCUCUGUUCCACCAAAUGCAACCACAGCAGCUCUACCACCAGAACCCACUAUAUGUCAUAUUGUAAAACUGGCCAGUUCAGAAAUGUGUAGCAGAUAUGUGUUUACAUACAUGUCCAAAGGCAAUGUAUCCAUCCAAAUCCGUCUCCUUCACCGGUAAUAAACUUCUCUGGUUUCACUGCAUUUCUUACCAUUAAUUUUUCAAAGCACAGAACGAUUUUUGCUCACAGGGGAGUCAUCUGUCUGUGCUGCGUGCUUACUGCUUUCAGCCAUGUUUAAUGUAACAGACUGUGAUGGAGAGAAGGGUUGUUUGGAGUUUGGACUAUAAAACGGCCAACAAGAAGGCCAUGUCAAUGCAAACAAAAAUCUUUGUUAUGCAGUUUUCCGAAUGGAUUUUCUCAGCUAUGUAGCACAAUUGUGUGGACGCCAUGACUUAAACAAAUUUUUUGAUCAGAUUUAGGUUAUUUGUACAAAUAAGAAACAAAAACAAAUCUACUACUUCACCGAAACACUCCUGCAAAUUACAUUCUAUACAGCACACAGCUCUGGUUUCCGCUACCUUGUGUGCAGUGGUAGAGCUGGUUGUGGGAGAACCGCGCCCAGGGAUUGUAGAAGCUGAACUUUUCCACUAGAAGGUGCAAUUAGCUCCACUAAAGCGCAGCAUGCAUCUUGCACCAUGCACAUGCACAAUUUUUGAAGAUAUAACCUGUUCUAGUUCAAGAUGUGAUCGAAAACUAAUCAGAAUAGUCAAGAGAAUAUUUGGGGGCAGUGGUGGCUCAAGUGGUUAAGGCUCUGGGUCGUUGACCGGAAGAUCAGGGGUUCAAGCCCCAGCACUGCCAAGUUGCUACUGUUGGGCCCUUGAGCAAGGCCCUUAACCCUCUCUGCUCCAGGGGUGCCGUAUCAUGGCUGACCCUGUGCUCUGACCUCAACCUCCAAGGAUGGGAUAUGCGAAGAAAGAAUUUCACUGUGCUGUAAUGUAUAUGUGACAAAUAAAGGCUGUUUCAUUUCA